CCGUGUGGAAAGUUUACCGGCUCGGGUGCAAAGUUUCAGCCGUCUGCAAACGUAUCUGGAAUAUGCUGGUGUCGCCCACAGUCUAUGUGUACGGUAAUUAGUAUAAUUUACCGGAUUAGUUUUACCGUUGGUUGUCUUCAGGUGAUUACGAGUGAUGCUGCCGUCACUGGAGAACAGCAGUGUGUAAAGACGCUGUUAGCAUCGACCGUAUUGUCUCAGGGAGCCAGCUAGCUUAGCGUAAGUCGUUAGCUCGGAGCUGUGUUAAAGAGCUAGCUAGCGUUAGCUGAGGUCCCAGUGAGCUCGACUGAAGACAAAGUAAAACGUUUUUUAACGUUAACUCCAAAGUUGACUCGACGAAGGACCGAGAGGAAAGAAAAAAUGGCUUGCGAGCCUAACCGUGUGCGGCUGCUAUGUAUGCUCUCAUUGACUUUUGGGUUUUUUAUCGUGGAGGUGGUGGUCAGUCGGAUGACUUCAUCCCUGUCAAUGCUGUCGGACUCCUUUCACAUGUUGUCGGACGUUAUCGCGCUGAUCGUGGCUUUGGUCGCGGUGCGAUUUGCCGAGAAAACCCACGCGACCAACAAAAACACCUUCGGGUGGAUCCGCGCUGAGGUGAUGGGGGCUCUGGUGAACGCCGUCUUCCUCACGGCGCUGUGCUUCACCAUCGUGCUGGAGGCUGUGGAGCGGUUCACCGAGCCCCAAGAGAUCGAGAGUCCGCUGGUGGUCGCCGGAGUCGGUGCCGCGGGGCUCCUGGUCAACCUGCUCGGGCUGUGCUUGUUCCGCGGACACGCCGGCGGAGGCCACGGACACUCCCACGGAGGAGGUCACUCUCAUGGGAAUAAGAACAAAAGGGGGAAAACCGGCAAGUCCCAGAAGGCUGGCAAUGGAUCUUCAGGAGAGGAGACUAACAACCUGGUGGGGAACCACAACAGCCCGGGUGACGUGAGACCGAGAAAUGAAAUCAGCUGUAAAGACAACACGGAGGUGCAGAUGAAUGGCAACCCCCUCUUUGAGGACAUGGACCACGACCCCGCAUCGCAGCUCAACAUGCGUGGGGUUUUCCUGCAUGUGUUGGGUGACGCCCUCGGCUCUGUCAUUGUGGUGGUCAAUUCUUUAAUAUUUACCUUUGUGUGGCAGCCCUGUAUCAAAGAUGAGGUGUGCGUGAACCCGUGUAUCAACAGCCACACCACGGACCACCAGCAUGUCAAUCACACGCUGGUUGACCUGCUGGAAGGUCCCACUAAGUUUGCCGGCCCUUGCUGGGUUCUCUACCUGGAUCCCACACUCUGCAUCAUCAUGGUGUGCAUCCUGCUGUACACUACCUACCCGCUGCUCAAAGAGUCCGCCCUCAUCCUGCUGCAGACCGUGCCCAAGCAGAUCAACAUGCACCGACUCAACGAGCGCCUGCUCGGUCUGGACGGCGUGCUGGCCAUCCACGAGCUGCACAUCUGGCAGCUGGCCGGCAGUCGCAUCAUCGCAACGGCACACAUCAAGUGCCACGACCCCACAUCUUACAUGGAGGUGGCGAAGCGCAUCAAGGACUUCUUCCACGACGAGGGCAUCCACGCCACCACCAUCCAGCCUGAGUUUGUCACGUUCAACUCGGAGUCUCGGGACUCCCUCUGUGAGCUCUCCUGUCGGACUCAGUGUGCUCCCAAGCUGUGCUGCGGCUCUGCAGACAAACAGAACACAGGCUCUGAUAAGAAGGCCGGCAGUGACUGCAAGGCUGCUGCUGCGUCAGCCCUGGAGGUGAUCCUUGAGACCCCGGAGCUAGCUGCAGGGGCUGAGGUGCGCCCUCGGUCCGAGCCCGAGAUCACCAUCACUAGAGAGGUGGAGUCGUCUCUGUGAGAUGGAGGGGAUGGAGAGAAACGGAGGAGAAGCUGGAAAACCACCACACUGGACUGAAAUCAUUGUCAUGGACGCUGUUAUCUUUUUUUGACCCGUGGCUCUGUCGUGGCCCGAACAAGAAAUCCUUUUCCAUAGCCCCCCCCCCCAAACCCUUUGUGUCUUCUGUAUUUGAGUCAUUCUUGUAUUUUUCCCCCUCUCUGUAUACCUAUUUUCAUUCCUGCUCUCACUUGGCCCCUCUCUUGUUGCCCUGGUAGUAUGGUGGCGAUGCAUGUUGGGGUUCACACACCGUACUUCCGCCAGGACUGGAGCGAGGCCUGCAUGAGUGUUCCUCAUUAGCACCGUGUUGUGAUGCGUCAUCUCGUCCCAUGGUGUUUCUGUGCCAAAGCUUCUCACUGCAAGACUGAAGGGAUCUGAGAGACCCCCUCUCCUCUAAAAGGACACACAACACAUGCAAGUCGGAGCGCACAUCACUAGGGUAUGUUGUUUAGCCUUUGGGCCCGUUGGCACAGAGUAUGCCCCUGUUUUUUUGCAUAGGCUUUGAGCAGAUCUAUUUUCUUACCCUCCGGCCCAAAAUGGAAGAGUGUUGUUAAAUAAUUUAACUAUUUUAAGUUAUUAGAAAGGAUUUAUUUCUCUCUGUAAAUGCUGUUUGUAAUAUUUAGUUUGGAUGAUAGCAACAAUUUUUGCAAUUUUUUUUCUGUCUCAAAUGUUCUGACAGACCAUCUAUGCUGUAGUCAGUUUUUCAAAUGUGACAUUUUCUAAUGAUUUUGUUUCUCAAGACUCUUCUCUGGCCUUGACUCGGUUUUACUUGCGGCCAUUAGUCGGAUACAGAAGCUGUAUCAACACCUCUCUCACCUUGCCUUUUUAAAUACAAAAAAAAACUGCUGCCAGUAGUAAACAUAGUGUAACUCAACCUCUUGUAUUGGCACGGUCAAACGCCUGAAGGUUGGGUAUGUUGUGAAGAAAUGAGCACUGUAUGCUAUUAAUGAAACAAUAUUCUCCGUAUGAAUCUGUACUGGAAAUCUUUCUUGUGAUCGCUGUUGAUUUUCAUUUGAAAUCCUCAUGAAUGUGUUCAGCACCGCAUCACAAUCAAUGCUGAGGGAGUUUUUUUUUGUAUUUCUAGGAUGUUCUUCUACGUUUUGCAUGACCAAACUGAGACCUAGUGUUCAACUUUCAGGGGCUCCACUGAGAGCUCCGGUUGCUGCUUACCAGUACCGGCUGGUAUCAUCCAACAUUACUCAUAAGUAUGUAGGGAAUGACUCCUCUUAUAGCUUUUCUGUCUUCUGCUUUGGACAGCUGAGCAGGCUGUUUUGGCUGAAUUAAAGUCCAUACGGUGGCCUUUUCAAUUGGUGAAUUUUCCCUCAUCACCACAGAUAUCAUUUAAAGGUGGUCCAUUGAUGUGGUUCAGAUUUCCACUCCUGAGUAAACGUGUAUGCAAUAUAGAAAUGUAUUAUGACGCAUUCUUUCAUGUUUGGUCACUUUUAUUCUGUUUUUAAGACUUGAGCUCUAUGUGCAAAUUGAAAACAAGUGUUUUUUUAAUUUUAGAUAUGACAUGUCAACUGAUGUGUUUUUGAUAUACUAUAUAUCUACAGUACCUGUCCAAUGUGUCAUUGUGAAAUAAAACAAAAAAAUGGCUGUUUGGUACAGUUGAUGAACCCAAAUUUGUCCUUUGCCUUAUUUUCACUUUCUCUGAUCUUUUCAGUCAAAAAUAAUGUAAUGUUAUUUAUAAACAACCAAUGACCCCAAAGAGACAGAAGUACCACAAACGGAUGCAAAAUGUCGUGACUGCCAUGUUUUUUGUAUUGCUGAGGCACGAGGGCCUGUGUAUCAGGGGCCUGUGGUCAGGUCUUUAAAUUACCAUCUUUACACUUUCCUGGGCCACAAAUUCUUUAGGUGUCUGACCGUGUGAUGCCUUAUAUGUUAAGAGUAACAUUUUGAAAUCAACCUCUAAAAGUGAAACUGGUGUAACUUCUUUUUUUUUUUUAAGGUCUUGAAUGACUAUUUCACUGAGCCAAACUUUGAUCUGUAGUUGAC
This is a messenger RNA of Anarrhichthys ocellatus (wolf-eel), 3876 nucleotides long. It is a transcript of the gene slc30a1a, whose product is annotated as solute carrier family 30 member 1a. The transcript has 2 exons. Bases 379 to 1845 code for a protein of 488 amino acids. Gene Ontology annotation, cellular component: Golgi apparatus; endoplasmic reticulum; membrane. NCBI's taxonomy places the organism in Eukaryota, Metazoa, Chordata, Actinopteri, Perciformes, Anarhichadidae. Gene Ontology annotation, molecular function: zinc ion transmembrane transporter activity; calcium channel inhibitor activity. Gene Ontology annotation, biological process: detoxification of zinc ion; zinc ion transmembrane transport; intracellular zinc ion homeostasis. The record is from RefSeq and is a predicted model, not a curated record.